This is a messenger RNA of Contarinia nasturtii (swede midge), 4331 nucleotides long. Its product is annotated as neuropeptide CCHamide-2 receptor-like. Gene Ontology annotation, molecular function: G protein-coupled peptide receptor activity. The coding region runs from base 1701 to 2912 and encodes 403 amino acids. Lineage: Eukaryota; Metazoa; Arthropoda; Insecta; Diptera; Cecidomyiidae. The record is from RefSeq and is a predicted model, not a curated record. Gene Ontology annotation, cellular component: membrane. Gene Ontology annotation, biological process: G protein-coupled receptor signaling pathway. The transcript is spliced from 9 exons.
AUACGAACAGUACGGUUGUGUUGUUAUAGUUUAUCCAUUUUGAUGAGAAAUUUUAUUUUUCAUUCAUUAAAACUGGAAAAUUCGGUCGAGUUUAUAUAUCCCAAUAAACAGCAUUUUAAAGCAAUCUCCUUAACGAUCAGUUUCAUUUGAAAUGGCAUGGUUAUUAUAAUUAAAUCGUCUUAUGAUGUUCGUUUGCUUUGAAAAUGUUUUGCAAUUUACAAAUCAUUUUAUUUCACUAAAUCAAACGGAAAACUAAUGAACAUUUAAUUCUCGUGUUUUGUGGCCUAUUUAAUAAAUAUAUAUGAGACGCAAUCAAAACCGAUAUACUGAUAAUGAUAUGAUAUGUAACCAAAGAACGUUCGCAACAAGAAUAUAUGAAUUAUAUUGAAGGAAAAAUGCAGAAUUGCGAAAUGAGCUGUUAAUCUACAAAUGCACUUUGACACAUAUUACAAAUAGAGAGUGUUGGUGUUUGUUAGAUUCAUAUAUAGCGAAAUAGAGAAGAGAGAGAAUAGAGAAAGUAAUAAAAUAUCAUACUGCUCGUUGAAGUGCACCAACGAUAUCACUAUCAGUAGCAUCAGUGGCCGUACAUAUUUUGCGCGUGAAACUGAAAGCAGAUAAAUUAGUUAAAAUUAUCGCAUGCAUCGGAGAUAAAAUAUGACACUUUUCGAACGCAAUUCUUUCCACCAUGAGGACGGGUUAUGUUGAAGUACAAUGAGAAUCGCGUUCAAAACAUUCAAUGUGAAUAUCAUGUGGAAAAUGUCUGCAACUUAAAUGUGAAACGCACAUCGAUCCAAGAUCUUUAGACUAUAAAUUUGGUUUUAAAACGAAACAAUUUCGUUUUGCCACAACAAUCUAAGUAAGAAGAACUCAACGUGAAUGCAACGGAAGCAUUUGGUAGUAAAUUGAUACGAUAAAGUAGAAGACAAAAAUCAGCAAAAACGAAACAAAGAAGAAAAAGAAAGGAAAAAACAUCGUUUAUUUACAAAACACUCUUGGUUUUUUUUUCGUUCUGUGUAGAGAAAUUCUGAAAAUAAACAAGUGGAAUUGCUUCUUUAUUUUGUUGGAUCGAGUAAAUAAUUGAGAGAGCUUUAAGUUAAUUUUCAACAUCGAUGGCACAGAGUCAAUUUCCCAUUUUCAAAAUGAGCAAAUUUCCAUUUUUGAAGUUUUAAAAGUUUAAUUAUGUACAGAGAAAAUAAGUGGUGUACAAGUACAAAUCGAUAAAAAUUGUGUGACAAAACGAAACAUUUGAUAAUUUUUCUGUUGUUGUUCAAUCGGUAAAAUCAAAAAACAAAUAAAGAAGUGAAAAUCGAACACUUAGUGUGAAAACUCAAUGAAAAUAAAGCAGAAAUAUACAUACAUUUACAUGCUGAAUUAUUUUGCAAACAAAGAAAAAUCAAAACAGCUAAGACUAAGAAGCCAAAGUACUUAAAUCAAUUGACGAUCGUGAGAACACGAAAUAUAGAAAAAUCAACUUUAUUUACAAUAUCAGAGAGUCAAUAUAUAGGCCAUUCACGUGUAUCCGGUCGAGCAAUCAACAUAAACAACAUCUCAAACACGUAAACCAUUACACACACUUUACGUGUGCAAUUGCAUGUGUGAGAGUCAAGAUUAUUGUGACCCGAACAUCGUAAAAACCAAAGAAUAACACGAUAACAAUCAGUAUUUUGUGGAAAGUGCAAACGGCUAGAAUCAAAACAAAAAUGGGUCUGCCAACGAUAUUGCCGAGCAAUGGAAGUUUUCUACCAUCACCAACUCAACAUAUUAGCGAAUGCUCUGAAGACGAAUCGGAUUGCGAAGGAUACAAACCAUAUCCGGAACGUCCUGAAACCUAUAUUGUUCCAUUUAUUUUCAGCAUUAUUUUUGUGGUGGGCGUCGUGGGCAAUGGCACGCUAAUUGUAAUUUUUUUACGACACCGAGCAAUGCGAAACAUACCAAACACGUAUAUUUUUUCGUUAGCAUUGGCUGAUCUGUUGGUCAUCAUAAUAUGUGUACCGUUAGCAUCACUGAUUUAUACGCUUGACUCGUGGCCAUGGGGUUCAGCAUUGUGUCGCAUCACAGAAUGUGCAAAGGAUAUUUCAAUUGGUGUGUCUGUAUUCACAUUGACCGCACUUUCAGCGGAUCGAUACUGUGCCAUUGUAAAUCCAUUGCGGAAGCUGCAGACAAAACCAUUGACCGUGCUAACAGCACUUUUAAUAUGGGUUCUGGCAAUUGUGUGUGCAACGCCGGCCGCUAUCAUGUCGGAAGCCGUAACUGUUGUGCUUAAUAACACAACCAAUCAAACAAUCAUCACUUGUACACCAUUCGGCCAAGAAGGACUUACAUCCAAAACCUAUGCUCAGUAUAAUGUGGUUGCAAAGUCAAUUGCAUACUAUUUUCUACCCUUGUCGAUUAUCGGAAUACUUUACGCAUUGAUGGCACGACGAUUGCAUUUGAGCACACGUGAGGUGCCUGGUGACGGCCCUUGCGUGGCUGGACCACAAAGAGCCCAAGCUCGCGCUAGACGCCAUGUUGCACGUAUGGUUGUAACAUUUGUAAUUGUGUUUAUCAUCUGUUUCCUUCCGUACCAUGUGUAUAUGCUAUGGUUUCACUUGAAUCCAAAUAGUGAACAAGAUUACGACACUUUUUGGCACAUAACAAAAAUUGCCGGAUUUUCCUUGAGUUUUCUGAAUUCAUGCAUUAAUCCUGUGGCUUUAUACUGUGUAUCCGGUGUGUUUCGUCAGCAUUUUCAUCGGUAUCUGUGUUGCAAGCAAAUCCAGCAGACGCAUCAUCGUCUUGGUAUGUCAAUGGCAACAAACGCUUGUGAUACAAGUUUCAUGUCAACCAUUCGGCGUACACAACACGGUAACCAUCAUACAAUCGUGCAUAAUGGCACAUCGCCAACACAAAGUGCUUGCGUUAAAUUGCUGAGCUGAAUGUUGAUGAAUCGACGGCGACGACGACAACAACACGACGAAGACGAUGAACAACAACAACGACAAGAUCAACGACGACGACGUUUACAACAAAUCCGAUGACGAGUACAAAUAUCAAGUAAUGAUGUGGUUAGGUGUGAUGAUAAUGAUGACCAGAGAAAUGUGACCAAUACGAGAACCAACCAAUUUUCCGAAUCAGGAUGUUAAGUACAUAUAUAUACAUUUAUUUUAUAUUUAUGUUGCUAUAUUUUAAUUGACAUUUCAAAACGUAUUUCUGCACUUUACUGUCCACACACCACCCCCCCUCUCCUCCAAAAAAAAAUAGAACCUAAACCAUAGCACAUAAUUAAUGACGAUGGUUUCAUUAAUUAUGAUUUUGAACAACAUUUCAAUGUCUCUUUAUCCCAUCGGUUUUUCGGUGCGAAUAAAAAAACAUUGAGAAACAUAAUAACACACAUCAUUUGUCUUAAAUGGACACACUCAAUUUAUAUUGUUUUUCAACUAGAAUCAUCAUUGCACAUCACAUAAAUGCCAAAGCUGUUCGGCUCUCAUUACUUAAAUAACCUUUAACGUUUCAUCGCAUCAACAAAUUAGAAAUACUCGCAAAAAUUAUCAAAAUAAAAAAGAAGAAGAGGAAAUAAUACAAUAUUAUAUGUUAUCGUUAUGAGGAAUAUACAAAAAUAUAUGUGCUGAGAAUGAACGUGGCCUAAUCAAUGUCACUUGAAGUUCUUGCUUACAGAAGUCACCCAUAAGCGAAAGAGUAGAAGGUGAGAUUCAUUAAAUCAUUUCCAUAUGUAUGUAUAAAUGAAUAUGAGACGCGUUUAUUUAAAUUGUUGAAUUUGCGAAUGCUUGAACACUUUUCGAAUGAACGUUGUACUGUUUCAGUAUUAAAAAUUUGCAAAUACAGCCCCCUUAUUUUGAAUCUAUUGAAUAACAACAUAUUUGAACAUUUUUAUAUGAUUAAGUAGUUCAGUUAUCGACAGCAGUUUAUCUAGCUAUCUGAAUAUCCGAUGGUAAUCGGCAGCAGAGCGUUGUAUAUACCACAAUGAGCAGCGGCUGCGAUUGAGAAUAUUCGAAUAACUGAGAAAUUUCCAAAAAAAUUGUCUCACAUUCAUUCUCUAAAGAUUAUUGAUACUUUCAAAUUCCCGCGCGGUAAAACAUUUCAAAAAAUAAUUUUAUCGAUUUUAUUAGGUUUUACAGGACAAACAUAUGAAUAUACAAAUGAAAAUUAGCAUUUUUUGCACAAAAACAUAUUUUUUUAUUACAUACUGCAUUAUCUGAAAACAAAGCAUGACGAUAAGACAAAAUUGCUUGCCAGCGCCACCAAAUGACUCCAUAUGAUUCUAUACAGGGUGUCUCACGAACUAGGAUUACCCCCCAAAUUUUAAAAUUUCAAAAAACGCUUUGGGGGGUAUGUUG